AUGGCUUCAACGGUACGUACAAACAUUUGUAACGCACGACUCUCCUCACCUUCGCACGGUCUUAGACACCUGCUUAACCACCCUCACGUUUGGACGGUCACCCUUCAGACGGUCCCAAACACCUGCUUUCGACGACCGUCACCCUUCGGACGGUUCCAAACACCUGCUUUCGACGCCCAACCCUUCGGACGGUCCCAAACAUCUGCUUUCGACGCCCUUAGAUGGCUUCAACGACACCUGCUUUCAACGCACCUCCUCACGUUUGGAAGGUCUUACAGACAACACGCCUAUCAUAUCGCUCCAAGGUAUCUGUUUCUGUCCGCGAAGUUGACUCCGCGUCAUUCACGUUGCGACUUUGACUUUGCGUCAGUCGUACUUAGUUAA
Messenger RNA from Laccaria bicolor S238N-H82, 384 nucleotides. RefSeq lists its product as uncharacterized. Lineage: Eukaryota; Fungi; Basidiomycota; Agaricomycetes; Agaricales; Hydnangiaceae. The transcript has 3 exons. The record is from RefSeq and is a predicted model, not a curated record. The coding region runs from base 1 to 384 and encodes 127 amino acids.